Molecule: messenger RNA, 2653 nt
Organism: Onychomys torridus (southern grasshopper mouse)
Lineage: Eukaryota; Metazoa; Chordata; Mammalia; Rodentia; Cricetidae
Product: zinc finger protein 58-like
Biological process (GO): negative regulation of transcription by RNA polymerase II
Molecular function (GO): DNA-binding transcription repressor activity, RNA polymerase II-specific
Source: RefSeq, a predicted model, not a curated record
GUGGUAGCCAGUGCUGGGCAACACAGAGAGUGAUCCUUGCAGUUAGUUCUCCAUUGGGGAGCUACAAUAUUUCUCUCACAGAAGAGAUGCUGUCAUUCUGGGAUGUGGCCAUUGAGUUCUCUCCAGAAGAAUGGGAAUGCCUGGAGCCUGCUCAGUGGAAUUUGUACAGGGAUGUGAUGUUGGAGAAUUACAGCAACCUUGUGUUCCUUGGUCUUGCUGUCUCUAAGCCAUUCCUGGUGGCAUUUCUGGAGCAAAGGCGAGGGCCUUGGGAUAUGAAGAGACAAGCAGCAGGCACCAUGCACCCAGGAACAACACCCAAUGACUGUAACAAUUACAGCAAGGUCAUUGAUUGUAAAUCACUGCUUAUUCAACACCAGAAAAAUCAUACAGGGGAGAAACCUUACAAGUGUGAGGAAUGUGGUAAGGCCCUUAGUUCUCACAAAACACUUUCUAUACACCAGAGACUUCAUACUGGAGACAAAUCCUACACAUGUAAAGAAUGUAAUAAAACCUUUAAUACUCGCGCAUCACUUUUUAUACACCAGAAAAAUCAUAUUGAUGAAAAAGCCCACAAGUGUGAAGAAUGUGGCAAAUCAUUUCAUUAUUUUUCAAUGCUGAAGCAACAUCAAAGAAUUCAUUCUGGAGAGAAACCCUACAAGUGUGAAGAAUGUGGAAAGGCCCUUAGUUCUCAAAAAACCCUAUCUAUACACCAGAGACUUCAUACUGGAAACAAACCCUACAUGUGUACAGAAUGUCAUAAGACCUUCAAUACUCGCUCAUCACUUUUUAUACACCAGAAAAAUCAUACAGAUGAAAAACCCUAUAAGUGUGAAGAAUGUGGCAAAUCCUUUUGCUAUCCCUCAUUCCUUAAGCAACAUCAAAGAAUUCAUUGUGGAGAAAAUCCCGACAAGUAUGAAGAAUGCAACGCACGCCUUCAGGAAUAUCACACAAUUCACACUGGAGAGAAACCAUACAAGUGUGAAGAAUGUCACAAAGCCUUUCGUUAUCACUCAGCUCUUAGGAUACACAAGACAGUUCAUAGUGGAGAGAAGCCCUACCAGUGUGAAGAGUGUGGCAAAUGUUUUUCCUCAUCUUCAUGUCUUAGACGACAUCAAACAAUUCACUCUGAAGACAAUCCCUACAAGUGUGAAGUAUGUGGCAGAUGUUUUUGCUCAUCUUCAUCCCUUAGACGACAUCAAACAUUCCAUUCUGAAGACAAUCCCUAUAAGUGUGUAGAAUGUGGCAAAAGGUUUUCCUGUUCUGCAAGCCUUCAGGAGCAUCAAACAGUUCACACUGGAGAGAAACCACACAAGUGUGAAGAAUGUCACAAAGCCUUUCGUUAUCACUCAGCUCUUAGGAGACACAAGAGAGUUCAUACUAGAGAGAAAUCCUACCAGUGUGAAGAAUGUGGCAAAUGUUUUUCCUCAUCUUCAUGCCUUGGACGACAUCAAGCAAUUCACACUGAAGACAAUCCCUACAAAUGUGCAGAGUGUGGCAAACCCUUUGUUAAUCUUUAUAGCCUUACUCGACACAUGAUAGUUCAUACAGGAGAGAAAUCUACAAAUGGCUUAAAAAGUUUACUUUUUCAGACAUUAAGACACAUCAAAUGACUCAUUCUGAAUAAAAUUCCCUGAGUUUGUGAAGUAUUUUAAAAAUCUUUGCUAAUCAUUCUGAUCUUAAUCCAACUCAAAUGAAUCCAUAAUGGCGAAUUAUUAAUUAUUAAAAACGUAAUCAUUAUUAAUUGUUUUGAAUGUCAACAGGAAUAUCUAACUUCCAACAGCCCAAAUGUCAUCAGAGAACAGUGGAGACUUCUCUUUGCUGUAACCUCCAACAGUUUGUUCAAGCAGUGUGUUUGAAACUUGUCUUGAUUAAUGAGUCUCUUCUCUUUCUUGUGUAACUGUAAGUGUUCCCUGAAACCUUUACCAUGUCCUAACUUUGUCCACUGGGUUCCUGGAGUCUGAGAUCUGAGCUGUGUUAUAGUUACUAUUGUUUUUCCCUGUGGUGUUACCCAAGCUCCUGUAAUAACAUCCCCGCCUGAGUGUGUAAGAAGUUCCAUAGACUGAUAUUUCUCACCAUGUUGGACUUUCAUGAAAUGGUCUGAAUUGAUAACAAUCUGGGCUGAAUGGGCAAUAGUCUUUUUCUCCCCUGGAAAUGUUAACAGAAUACGUUUUCAGUUAUAUUUGGUUCCAGAAUAAAGAAUGUCUUCUUUCCUUUCUCGUAAAUCCAACUGUCAUGUCGUAGAAACUUGGAUCCAUAUUGAAAUAAGGACCCAAGCCACAUGCACUCACUCAGCAGAAAGGGUGUAUUUGAUUAAUGGAUAUGUGAUCAUCAAGUAUGAAACACUGUAGGUGCAGGUUGAUACAGACAUGAAAAAGUCAUCUCAAUCUCAAGUUUAUUAAUUUACUAAAAAUUGUUAAUACAUGGUAAUUAACCUAAACUUUAAUAAUCACUUGACUUAUAAAUGAUUAAAUGUGUCUACUGUGCCCAAAAUUGUGUUUCUAGUCAUGCUAAGUACAAAUGAAACUUAUUUACAGAGAUGAGAUUGGAAGGAGAAUCCCAUUAUGUCUCUCAUUCUAUAGUCCUCUGUAUAUGCUAUUGAAGUACAUUCCAAAGCACACACCUCAAAACAAGUUUAAACAUAGUUUAAUAUCAC